This is a messenger RNA of Quercus lobata, 1167 nucleotides long. RefSeq names its product formin-like protein 14. Lineage: Eukaryota; Viridiplantae; Streptophyta; Magnoliopsida; Fagales; Fagaceae. Bases 1 to 903 code for a protein of 300 amino acids. The transcript has a single exon. The record is from RefSeq and is a predicted model, not a curated record.
AUGGCCAACCACCUUUCUCUCCUUCUCUCUAUUCUACUACUCACCAUCACCAUAGCCUCACCAACCCCAUCUCCAAACACCACCCACUCUCCACCACCAUCAGCACCACCACCACCACUCCCAUCGUCACCGCCACCAUCUCCAUCCCCAUCUCCUCCUCCAUCAUCUCCAUCACCACCACCCCCAUCUCCUCCACCACCACCAACUCCAUCCCCACCUCCCCCAUCUCCUCCACCCCCACGACAACACCCUCCAUCUUUACCACCACUAUCUCAAUCACCACCUCCACCGCCACCAUCAUCGCCAUCACAACCACAAUCCUCCCAAGAAAUAAACGACAUAAUCGAGGCACUAAUAGGCACAAGUGAUUUCACCAACUGGGAAAAUAUUAUCUCAAUGAUCAACCCAUUAACACUCCCAAUCAGCGCAACUCUCUUCAUUCCACAAGACCAAGACGGUUCUCUCAACAUGAACACAAACGUGGACCCUUUUCUCUUACCUUACCACAUAGUCCCUCAACGCCUCUCUUUCUCUGACCUCCUCCUCUUCAACACCAACACUCGCCUCCCAACUCUCUUACCAGACAAAACUAUCCUCAUCACCAACACCUCUGCCACCAAUUUCACCCUCAACGACUCUCCCAUCACUCGACCCGAUGUCUACGCCACCAAUGACGUCACAGUCCACGGCAUUGCAGCCCUUCUUGAGUACUCCAUUUACGGCGAUCAUGACACCGAUGGGCUCGGGUUAUCAUUGCCCAAACCUCCACCCCAGCAGCCACAGCUGCCAGUUUCACCUGCAGAUCAUGGCUCAACAAUACCACAUGCUGAUGCAGCGCGCUUGUCCUUGUGCAGUGAGUUUCCGAUUGUCUUCUUCUUGAUUGUUUGCGCCGGUUUGCUAUAGAGCAUAUAUGUCCGUAUAUAUACGUAGGCAACCAUCAAUGUCACAUUGAUGGAGUCUUUGAUGAGCCUUUUUUUUUAGGGGGGUUUUUUUUUUUAUGACAUUUCUUUGAUGGGUUUGUUCUAAAUUUGGAGGAAUCUUGAUCUCUGCAAAAUUAUGCAGACCAAGCAUGUGAUCAAGAUUCAAGAACAGAAGCCUUGUGAUCAUGCUGUACAUAAAUUUGUGUAUUCAUUGACAUGAAUCCUGUAAUAACACCAUGCAGUUACA